Molecule: messenger RNA, 749 nt
Organism: Micromonas pusilla CCMP1545
Lineage: Eukaryota; Viridiplantae; Chlorophyta; Mamiellophyceae; Mamiellales; Mamiellaceae
Exons: 1
Coding region: 65-661 (198 amino acids)
Source: RefSeq, a predicted model, not a curated record
CGCCCGUCCGCCCACCCCGUCGCGAGUCGACCUCCGUGAACCAAGGCGGGCGACGCGAGGUUCGAUGUUCCGCAAAGGCGGCGAGUCCACCUCCGUGAACCAAGGCGGGCGACGCAAGGUUCACACGACGUACCCGGACGGCGCGGAGAUGAUCGAGGAGUUCGAUCUGAAGACGGACGAGCUCCUCGUGCGACGCCGGCGCGGGAGGACGACGCUCGGGAAGGACACGCCGUGGGAGUACCUCGUCGGCGAGGCGCCGAGGACGUUCGCCCCGGACACGGGGACGCUGAUCGAGUCGGGCGCGAACCCGUCGUUCACGCGGUCGCAAGACGCGCCCGGGAGCUUCGUGUGGCGCGUGCGAAAUCUGCCGUACCCGAAAGAGACGUACGACGUCCGGUGCGACCACGAGGCGCAGCAGGUCGUGAUCCGGACGUCGAACAAGAAGUACUUCAAGCGGUUCGAGGUCCCGGAGCUGAAGCUGCUCGACAAGAAGCUCGAGGACGCGGCGCUGUCGUGGGACUAUAGGAACUUCACGCUCAUCGUGCAAUAUAAAAAACCGCGCGAAGCCGUCGUGGCGGAGAUCGAAGAGAAGAAGGAUCGCAUGCAGCUCGCGGCGAAGAAGACCCCGGAGGAAGGGGACGUGGAUUGUAAACAACAGUAGGCACACGUAGAGGUGCGCGGGUGGGUGGGGUGGGGGGGGGGUGUUAGCGGCGCUCGGUAACUUAUCAACUAAGGUUAAGAAGACUAUU